Pangasianodon hypophthalmus (striped catfish) is the source of this 5944-nucleotide messenger RNA. It is a transcript of the gene egf, whose product is annotated as epidermal growth factor. The coding region runs from base 371 to 3928 and encodes 1185 amino acids. NCBI's taxonomy places the organism in Eukaryota, Metazoa, Chordata, Actinopteri, Siluriformes, Pangasiidae. Gene Ontology annotation, molecular function: calcium ion binding. The record is from RefSeq and is a predicted model, not a curated record. The transcript is spliced from 24 exons.
UUGGAGUUUAACACUGAAGAAAAAGAGCAUGCGCUAGAUAUCAAAACACAGAGCGCAGACGAACCUCGGCAUGUGUCACAUUCACCACGGGGCUGUCAGGAAUUUCAUACUUUGCUUCCAAAACAGCUCGAGGACACACAGAAGCGAGCGAGUGGAGAGAGUGAGAGCGUGGUGUCGAGUGUGUAGAGGUUUUGUCCUGAAUGCUGUGGCAUUUUCUCACUAUUCUCUCCAGUUCAGGGAUGUAAAAUGUAAAUUCUCUGUUAGGUCACUAUAGACUUGUCCUGUGUCCCCUCUCCCUUUCACACUCUCCUGACCCUUGUGGAGCAGACAUGUGUGGAGGUCAUGCCUGGCGUUUGUUCCCAGGGGACGAAUGAUCUCAGAGGCGCGUAAACGCCGAAGCAGGAUUAUGUUUUUGGGGAGAUUAGCGGCCAUUUUGCACCUGAUUUUCUGGGUGGAGAUCGGCUGCUCUGAUUCACCCACAUCAUGCUGGACGGCAGGGAACUGGAGCUGUAUGGAUCCCGAGCCGUAUCUGCUCGUUGGCCUCAGAAACGUCAUUCUCCGGAUCAACCUGGACGGCGGCGGGCGAAAAAGGCUGGCGUCUGGCGUGGGAAACGCCGUCCUGAUGGACUUCCACUACAGGGAAGGGAGAGUGUAUUGGGUCGACACACACACAGGCGUCCUGAGUCGGGUCGACUUGGACGGGACACACGCUCAGAAACUUCUGUCACUGGGGAAAGGAAUCUCAGGCCUGGCUGUGGACUGGAGAGAAAACUCGGUGUACUGGAGCAGCAGGAAAACAGGGACGAUCCGGAGAGCAGAUCCAGACGGACACAACGUAAAAACCGUCCUGAGAGACCUGACUCAGCCGAGCAGCGUGAUUAUCGAUCCAAAUGCAGGAUAUGUGUUCUGGCUGUCGGCCGGCGUGAUGUCCAGUAUCCAGCGCUCGGAUCUGACGGGAGCUCUGAUCACCACGGUGCUGAAAGUCCCAGACAGAUUGCUGUGUUUGGCCGGUGAUGCUGUGGAGAGGAAGCUGUUCUGGAUUCAGCACGGUGUGAACGAACUCAGCGCUCUCGGCUCCUGCGAUUACAACGGCAACGUCGUUAACAUCAUCAACCAGAGAUUAAGCAGAACGAAGUCCCCGAAGAUGUCGCUCUUCUCGGAUCACGUGUACAUAACGGACUCUGCGUCACAGAGCGUAAUGAGAGUUAACAGGCACACGGGAGAACCUCCCGAGAAAGUCAACUCCAAAAAGCUGCCGAGCGUUCCUGUCGAUGUUACAGUGAUCCAUCCGAUGAAUCAGCCUGUGGUGGAAACCCGUGCUGCGUUCACUCCGGUGUGUGAGACAGAUGAGUGUGUGAAUGUGUGUUCCAGCUCUAGUGGUCACUGUAAGUGCAAACCCGGCUUCACGCUCAGCAAACACGGCGACUCCUGUGAAGAUGUAAACGAGUGUGCUUUGUGGAAUCACGGCUGCUCUCUGGGGUGCGAGAACGUUCCGGGUUCUUAUUUCUGCACCUGCCCUGAAGGAUACGUUCUUCUGCCUGACCACAGAACCUGCAGAGAAAUGAAGCCAUGUGUGGAGAAUGGUACACUCUGUGAACACGCCUGCACACACACACUAGAGGGCGACGUGUGUGUGUGUCCACUUGGAUCCUCCCUAGAACCUGACGGACGUUCCUGCACAGGGUGUGUGUCUGUGGAUCGAGGUGGCUGUAGUCAGGUGUGUGUGACGUUGUCGCCCGGGAGGUGGGAGUGUGAGUGCCAACCUGGAUACCAACUACAGCCAGAUGGCAAACAAUGCAAAGCCCCAGGUCCUCCAGCGUUGAUGCUCUUUGCUAACAUGGUGGACGUGAGGAGUGUGAAUGUGGACGGAUCAGAGAGCAGGAGUCUGUUGAGUGAAUCUAAACGCUCCAUCAUGGCUGUGGAUUACGACCCUGUGCAGAACAGAGUGUAUUUUGCCGACACUGAGCGUAGACAGAUUGAGAGCGUGUCUGUAGAUGGAGGUGAGACAGAAGUGCUGAUCAUUGAUCUCGUCUCUCCUGAGGGAAUCGCUGUGGACUGGAUCAACCGCAAACUCUACUGGACAGACAGAGGGGUGUCCUCAGUGUCUCGUAGCCGACUGAACGGUCUGGACAGUACGGUGCUGAUUCACGACAAACUCCUGCAGCCAAGAGACGUGACGGUUCACCCUCAAGCUCAGAUGAUAUUCUGGACGGAUGUGGGUUUCCCCGUGGCGGUUUGGAAGGCAGGUCUGGAUGGAAAGGACCGCGCGGUGCUGAUCGGUUCAGGACUCGUCUCUCCCUGCGGCAUCACCGUGGAUCACAGCACACACACGCUGUACUGGAGCGACAUCGGAGCUGGACGCAUCGAGUCAGCGAGACUGGACGGCUCACACCGACACACACUCACACGCGAGCAAGUAGGUCGUCCGUUCGACGUGGCGGUGUUUGAAGACACUCUGUGGUUCACUAACUGGGAAGAUAAUCACAUUUAUCGUCUGGAUAAAAGAACAGGAAGUGAUGCGGAACGGCUCAGUGUGGAUUCUGUCCAACCGGCUUCACUCGUUAUAGUGCAUCCUCUCGUUAAACCAGGGGCGGACCUUUGUCUCCAUGGAAACGGGGGGUGUUCUCAGCUGUGUGAGAGCAGACUCGGAUUGGCUUAUUGCUCCUGUCACUCACAGCACGUCCUGUCAGCUGAUGGCAAAACCUGUCUUCCUGUAGAUACCUCAUCCUCGUCUUCCUCCUCUACCUCUUCUUCAUCAUCUACAGGGUCAGGUGAUGGAGAAUGGAGUGACCGACUGAAGAAUAAAUCCCUAAACGAUGAGAGCUCCCCUCUGUCUCUGUCCUCUGAACGAGAACCCUUCACUGAGAAGAUGGUGUCAGAUCAGGACGAGUGUUUCUCUCUGAGCUGUGAUGUGAACGCGCAGUGUGUGCUGGAGGACGGAGGUUCAGCGUGUCGCUGUCUGAGCGGCUUCACCGGAGACGGACAGUUGUGUAUGGAUAUUGAUGAGUGUGUGACAGGUUUGGCGGAGUGCACCAGCCCUCAGUCGGAGUGUGUGAAUACACCAGGUGGAUAUUUCUGUCAGUGUGGAGUGGGGUUUAACAGAGACGGACACCACUGCAUCGAUGUGGAUGAGUGCCGUUUGGAGCUGCACAGCUGUGAUGGGAACGCCGUGUGUGUGAACACUCCGGGUGGAUACGAGUGCAGGUGUAGAUUUGGAUACACAGGAACGGGAUUCAGCUGCAGCGUGGAGCGUAGUGGCGCCCCCUCCAGGCCGAGCUCAGCGACUCCGCUGGACGUGACGACGCCGUGGCAGCGUGGGGACGUGGUGGAGAUCUGUCCAUCCACACACGACUCCUACUGUCUCCACAACGCUGUGUGUUUCUACUUUCCCGAGAUGGAGACUUACGCCUGCAACUGUGUUGCAGGUUAUAUGGGGGAGCGUUGUCAGUACAGUGAUUUGGAGUGGUGGGAUCUGCAGCAGGCCGAACAGGAGAAGAGGAGAAACACCGCCAUCGCUGUGUGCAUCACUUUACUCCUCCUGCUGCUGUCCAUCACAGCCAGCAUCACCUACUGCUACAGGUACUGCUACAGGUGCAGGAGGUGUUCAGGAGCGCGAGCUGCAGUGGACGUGGUCAGUGAGACGAGUGUGUGUGAGGAGAGCGUCACUGAAACACCGUCCAUCAGCCCGCAGUUCUAUGUGGUGCUGGAUCACAGAGUGUGUAACGAUGAAAAGAUGGUCCACGUGAUCGGUUCUCAGAGAAGAGGAGUGUGUCCAUGUUGCUCCUCAGAAACAGGAGAGAGUGUUGUCUCUGAAGACACUGGGAUUCAGAAAACACUUGUGGAUUUUGCAGACACACCGGAGUCGUGUAUGAAGCCCAGCGUUAAUCUGAUCUCUCUGGACGACUCAAACACACCAUCACUGAUCUGAACAUCUGCUGCCUGUGUGUGUGUGUGUGUGUGUGUGUGUGUGUGUGAGUGUGUGUGUGUGUGUGUGGGGUUUCCUCGCUGUAUAACCAGAGAUCUAUUGUGUGUGAUUAUUAGAGUUUGGGCUGUGAUGAUGUAUUGAUGUGAGGGUGUCCUGCGAUAAUAAAUAGACUAAAAUAUCAGUAAUGACAAACACACAUCAGUAUUCAGAGCUCAGACGUAACUACAAACUUAAUCACUAUUCAGAAGUUACGUGAGUGUUACGCACCUGGGGGGCGGAGUUUGUCUAAAACAGAGGCGUGUCUCAGUCACAUGCUGCUGUCUGACAGUUUGAUGUAACCUCAAUAUGUCAAGUUUAUCCUAAUACACUCAACCACACAAUAUACAACACAUAACUAUGACACUAUUGAUUAAAUAAUAAUAUCUUCCCUUUAAAGUCCAUGAAAAGUUUUUAUUCUUACAGACGACUUUGGACGAGACGCAUCUUAAUCUCGAGGAGUGAAUUAUUUAGGACUAAAAUGAUGAAUGAAGUUAACGUUUCUCUGUAAGCGUACAGCAGAUGAGUGCUUGGUCAGCUUAUCCUUCAAACCGUGGACAUGUUUUCUUUAUAGGAGAGCACACUGAAUUAACACAAAGAUUAGAAACAUAUAAAAUCUCCUACAUCCCACAAAACACACACAUCAUGAUCUCCUGACCUCGAUUUAGUAUCUCGUGGAGUCAUUACUUUGUGUGCGCUAGUAACAUUCAGAGCACGAUAUAACAACAGUCUGUGCUGGAUCAUGUGCUAUUCUACAUUCUGUGCUGCUGAGAAAUGAGUGAGUGUGGAAGCCAUUUUGUUCCAUUAAACCAGUGAUUAAUGUGAUAAUUACAACUAGGACUAUUCAUGCAGCAAUAUAUCAACAGUGUACGAGAUUUCUAUCACAUUUAUUUCAAUACUCGCCAUCUUCUCUUUUAUAUAUCAGAAUGAAAUGUGGGCGGGGUCAGACUAUACGCACACAACAGUGGUUUUAAGUUAAACCAGCUUUAAUUAUGUAAGAAGAGUUUAUAUGUGGCACAAUGGUAAUGUUAACGAUAGCAUCUUGCUAGUUUGUUUACUUCAGGCUUUUGUAAUAUAUAAAUAAAUAAAUGAAUAAAUAAAUAAAUUCAGCCCGUAAAAUAGCUCCGCCCACAAUCAUAACAGACAACUCUUAAUGCACGUGUAGUUUUAAUAGAGAUGGGGAACUUGUCAGUUUUUCAAUGAACAAUAAUAUGGAAAUUUUAUUGAAAUGACAAACUUUUAAUGUUAACAAAAUCAUUAAUUAUCGUUAAAUAAUUUCUUUAUUUAUAUAUUUCUUUAUAUUAAUGUGUGCUUGUUAUUUCGAGCAAAUUCAAAAUGUAGAUAAGAUUCCCUCUCAUUUCAGCUGAAUUUCAGAUUUUCCUGUUCACUAAUAUUUCUGAUUGUUAUUUUAUAGGAUAUAAGAUGCUCUGUCUGUAGAUGACACUGUCUGUAAUGUAUGAGAAGAGAAAGAGGAUGGAUAGAGAGAAACCCGUGAAGGAAAUAAAAGCUUUGUAGCAUUAGUGUAGCAUUAUAACAUGCUUAGUUAAUUGAUGCUAAUAAUAACAUCGCCAUCGGCUCCCAGUUUAUUACAUAUAACGAGCUAGUAGCUAAUAAACUAGCAUUCUGUACGACUAUAAAGCUAAUAAUGUGGAGUAUUUCUGAUUUCUCUCUUUCGUUUUGUUCAUGAUACAAAUACAGUAUGAAAUAAACACGUUUUGUGUAAAUGCCCCGAAUGUUCUUAAUCAUUUUCAGGAACUAAAAUAGAACCAGAAUUGAUAUUAAAGUAAAUUUUUUUGUGCGCUUGUUUGUUGAAGUUCUUCUAACAAUAGACUAAGAGCUUUAUUACAAGGCACUUUUACAGAAAUCUGUAUUUUGACCCCAAAUGAGGAACCACAGGUAAGAAGAUAUUGGCAGAGAACAUUGGGAGGCAGCCAUGACAGGAACCGAUGUCUUGCACAGAAAUCUGUAACAGUGAGCAAUGUU